AGCAAAAACUGAAUUCCUCACCUGUGAGAAAUCAAGUUUCAGUAACUUUGAAUAAUCUUUGUGAAAUAAGGAAGAGUGAAAACAGAUAUCUUUGGAGCUCCACGGGAGAUACCAGCCCUUUCAGAAUGGAUGGCAAACAGCAACAGCAGCAUGCUGUGGAUGUUGAACAACACCCGACUGAGUUGUUACCCAGAAAUCCCUAUGGUUCAAACGAAGGAACACAUUGUGGUUGUAGAUUGCCUGUUGUGACCUUACAGCCGCAGUGGGCAACAGCAAAGCCAUGGUCGCCCUGGAAAGUGUUUCUGCUGUGUCUCCUGGCCUGUCUCAUUGCCGCAGCCCUUGUUGUUCUGCUCUUCUAUUUUGUCCACUUGGGCAAGCCCGCGGCCGGCACCACCAUCGUCAUUCAUGCCGACGGCAAGUCCAGUCACGUCACCUGCAUUCCUGGUGCUGCCCCAUCUCCGGGCCCAUCCUCCCUGCCUGUAUCCCAGAGCGCUCCGCCUCCUACCCUGGGGACCAACUACAGCUCCUCCACCCCGGGGCUCCCAGCUCCUACGGAGAUGACUAUGAGCUCAACGUUGGCCCACGAAGUUGAAAUUGAAGAUGAAUGACAUUUGGGGGGUGUCGUCAGCCCUCCUCAAGCCAGACCCACCCACUGAUCCUGAACGAGGCAUGUCCAAGGUAUUCUCCCCUCCAGUCGAGAGGUUCCAAAGCAUUUAGCUUUAUGAGACUUGCCCUCUUGCUCAUUCAUUUGCUGUGUUCCAUAUGAGAAUGAUACCAGUGUUCUCAGUCAAGGACCCUCAAAUCUUCAAAUGAUUGGAAAAGAAAAAUUUCAACUGAGCGCAGUUGAUUCAUCCUGACUAGGGCCUAGAGUUUCUUUUCAUCCUGUAAAAUCCAUCUUAAUUUUAUUAAUGAGGAUUUCAACUGCUGGAGAAGCUGUCGGCCUCCUGUAUGUUGGCUCUCAAGCCAGUAUUUACCAUCCAGUUAUUGAUUAUUUCCCAAUCUCAUACACUUGACUCUUCUCAGUAUUUAUAUUCCAGUAGGGAAAUAAGGAAGUGUUCAAUUAAUGUGGUUAACGAACAUAAAUUAUUAGGGAACUAUUCAUCAUUACAGAAGUUUUCCUACUAUUGGGGGGAAAGGAGGGCUGAUCAAUGAGGUUAGAAAUGAUAAAGAUAGGUUUCAGAGAAGGGCUGGAAGUUAAACAAAGGUGGAAGUUUAAGGGGAGAUCAUUAAAACAGAAAAUGAGAGGGCUAAGGGGAUUUGAUAGAUUUAAAAUCUAAAACAUGCUUCGAAACACUUCAACUGUAACAGAUGGUGUAUUUUCUCUAUACUUUUUUCUGAUAGUGUCAAUAUUAUUCUCUGUACUUGAUAUUUUGCUUAAAGUAUUAUAACCUGCUGCUUAUAAAAUUUGAACUUUUA
Molecule: messenger RNA, 1416 nt
Organism: Odocoileus virginianus texanus
Lineage: Eukaryota; Metazoa; Chordata; Mammalia; Artiodactyla; Cervidae
Source: RefSeq, a predicted model, not a curated record